Messenger RNA from Spinacia oleracea (spinach), 952 nucleotides. RefSeq names its product DNA replication ATP-dependent helicase/nuclease JHS1-like. The record is from RefSeq and is a predicted model, not a curated record. The transcript is spliced from 7 exons. The coding region runs from base 351 to 797 and encodes 148 amino acids. Lineage: Eukaryota; Viridiplantae; Streptophyta; Magnoliopsida; Caryophyllales; Amaranthaceae.
GACCUACUUGAACUUCUAGAUCAAGUAGAGAAUGCAAUUUCAGUUGAAGGGUCAGCUUGGUUGAAGACCAGAUACAUUCAUCUGGUAUUUGCAGUAAAACCAGUGAUAAGAGACCUGUAAAGGUUAAGUCAACUAGUAAUAAAGUGGAAAUGAAGGCACUAGAGGAGGCUAGUUUGCAAUUUUCUGAUCCUUAUUUUCUUGUUUUAGAGGUCACUUAGAAACGUGCCACUACUUCAGAUGGAGCUCAGUGUUCGUUGAAGGUUCUACAGUGUGAUUGUGUGUGAUUGAGCAUGGAGACUCCGUACGAGUUAUUGGAGAAUUUGAUAACCAGGGAACUAGUUAUUUAAAUCAUGACAAUAAUCUUCUUGUUAUACACCCAAACCUACUACUUUCCGGGACUCGGUUUCAAUUGUCCUAGACGAGCAGUGUUGGAUGAGAGGUUGAGAGGUGGUGAAACCUCUACUGCAGCAUUAACUGGCACCUUGCUGCACCAAAUCUUUCAGGCUGGGCUUUUAAGGGAGAAUCCCACAAUAGAGCCGCUUCAGGAAUUUGCAAAGAGUGUUAUUCAAAAAAACAUUCAAGGCAUGUAUGCAUGUGAAGUACAGGAAAAAGAUAUGUGUGAAACCUUGAAUAAUACAAUUCCAAUGAUCUGCAAUUGGAUAAAAUAUUUCCGGGACUCUCAGAUUUCCAAUGCACCUACAGUUGAUAAGCUUAAUGAGCUUAAAUCAUUUAAAGAAGUGUUUCUACAACGAUUUUCAAGAGAUGGCAUUUCAAGAGGGAAUAUUUCAACUAGUUAGAUUUUAUUUUGUUCUUUUAGAUUGAACAAGAAUGACUUAUCUUUUAGUUUUUUAGAAUUUAAAGACGAGGGUAUGUGAUUUUUGGUUUCACAUAACUUGAAAUUAUAUUGUCAACCAUCUUUUGAGUAAUGAAAUUUUCAUUUGUUUAUGAUUGA